AUGCCAACUCGGCAGCUAUUUAAACCGAAGGUUCAAGAUUUCGUUAUCCGUUUCCCAACUGUGCCAACACCUUGCUCUCAAUUUUCCAUGGCGUCUUCCGCCUCCUCAAUGUUGCUCCCGCUUGGUUCAGCUUCUGGAAUACACCAAAGAAUUUCACGUGAUAAAAUACGACCUCUUGUUGUGCGCUGCUUGAAUGCCAAUAUCAAUGCAAAAGAAUGGCGGAUGAAAGAGUAUGGGAAGGAACUCAAUUUGACUAGAAGAAGAGAAAUGAUUGGUUUAGUUUGUGGAAUGUCAAGUCUCGUUAUACAUGUUCUAAAUGCCAAGGCAGCUGGCCUGCCUCCAGAAGACAAGCCAAGAUUAUGUGACGAUGCCUGUGAGAAAGAACUUGAAAAUGUUCCUAUGAUCACGACUGAGUCUGGUUUGCAGUACAAGGACAUCAAAGUUGGUGGAGGCCCCAGUCCACCUGUUGGAUUUCAGGUGGCCGCAAAUUAUGUUGCAAUGGUUCCAUCUGGACAAAUUUUUGACAGUUCACUUGAGAAGAAGCAGCUUUACAUUUUUCGCGUUGGAUCUGGUCAGGUGAUCAAAGGACUUGAUGAAGGGAUUUUAAGCAUGAAAGUUGGUGGGAAGCGUCGACUGUACAUUCCUGGAUCUUUGGCAUUCCCAAAAGGCCUAACAUCAGCUCCAGGAAGGCCAAGGGUAGCUCCAAGUAGUCCUGUGGUAUUUGACGUCAGUCUGGAAUACAUACCAGGCCUUGAAGAUGAUGAAGAGUGAGUAGCUAUUACAAUGAUCUCUUGAAUCUCUCAUUCGCUUACCAGAGGAAGAACAAGCCAGAAAUUUGUAUAUGAUGAGAAAACACUUGCCGCUAUGCUUCAGUUUUCCCCCUGCCUUGUUACGAGUGUAUAAUUAUAUUUGUCAAAAAGAUAGAGAGAAUUUGAUGAGGAAAAGUUAAGAAAUACUGAAUUAUGUAUCUUUCUUCACCUUGAUUUAUAACUCUCUUCCUAUAAACAACUAUUUAUAGGACUUCUAAAAUGAAAAUUCAAUUCCCAA
This is a messenger RNA of Cucurbita maxima (winter squash), 1047 nucleotides long. Its product is annotated as peptidyl-prolyl cis-trans isomerase FKBP16-3, chloroplastic. Gene Ontology annotation, molecular function: peptidyl-prolyl cis-trans isomerase activity. NCBI's taxonomy places the organism in Eukaryota, Viridiplantae, Streptophyta, Magnoliopsida, Cucurbitales, Cucurbitaceae. The record is from RefSeq and is a predicted model, not a curated record. The coding region runs from base 1 to 771 and encodes 256 amino acids. The transcript is spliced from 7 exons.